This is a messenger RNA of Drosophila obscura, 1107 nucleotides long. Its product is annotated as sperm-specific protein Don juan-like. The transcript is spliced from 4 exons. The record is from RefSeq and is a predicted model, not a curated record. Bases 105 to 467 code for a protein of 120 amino acids. Lineage: Eukaryota; Metazoa; Arthropoda; Insecta; Diptera; Drosophilidae.
CAGUUUCAGUCGAGCUACAGACUUAAAGCUAAAGCAAACUUCAACAAAAAUUCGUGCAAUAUUUUUUGUCUUGUAAAUAAAUUUAAAUUGACCGCAGAGCCAACAUGUUUCGCUUGACUUCCAGUUUCAAGAGAUUUAGCGAUAUUUUCGUGACCGCUCAACGUGCCAAAUGCAAUAAGAAGGAGGAUCCCUGCAAGAAGAAAGAGGACCCGUGCAAGAAGAAGGAUCCUUGCGCGAAGAAAGAGGACCCAUGCAAAAAGAAAGAGGACCCGUGCAAGAAGAAAGAUCCUUGCGCAAAGAAGGAGGACCCGUGCAAGAAGAAAGAUCCUUGCGCGAAGAAGGCGGACCCGUGCAAGAAGAAGGAAGAUCCGUGCGGCAAGAAAAACAAGGACGUAUGCGGACGAAAAAAACAGCCCAUGGGUCCCAAAUGCAAGGGGGGCAAGCCCGGAGCUGGAGGCAAAAAGUAAAACUGGAAAAAUCUAAAAAAAACUUCAAACAAAUCGGAGAGACGAAACUAGUGUCAUCUCAGAAGGCCAAGCGAAACAAACUUACAUUUCCGAAAUCGAAAAAAAAUUAGCAGUAACACAAAAAUUCAAGCUCGGCUCUCCUCGUUGAGGCAUCGUGUGUCCAAUGGACAUGGCAUUGGUCUCUUCAGCAAGCUCUUGAACAAGAGCAAGGGGUUUCAGGAUGAAAAGGAUGAAAAUACCAAUGUGUUUGAAGACAAGGAACCCAAACGAUAGAAGCAGAGAGAAAACCGUUUCCCCCGAAAAGCCGAAGAAGAUGUCCGAAGAAUGGAUUGCCAUACUGUUGCCGGGGCCCCGUUUAACAGCAAGAUCAUAAAACGGAACGCGCACAGACAUUAUAAAGCCAUAAAGCAACAACUAAAAUCACAGCAAAAAUAGCCCAAAACCGGCGGGGAGGGAGCAGGCACUACAUAGACAAGUGAUAAAACUGAAUUUCCAUGGGCAGUUUACGAUGUCUCUAACUCUACGCCGACCUACCAUACGAGAGUCCCAGAGGCCGAGCCCCACCAAGUCGAAGCGGAGAAUCAUCAAAAUUUAAAGUGAACAAUAUUGAGAAAUACAGAAGCUCAUUUUGGGAAAAUGA